This is a messenger RNA of Meloidogyne enterolobii, 692 nucleotides long. NCBI's taxonomy places the organism in Eukaryota, Metazoa, Nematoda, Chromadorea, Rhabditida, Meloidogynidae. The record is from the annotation of a GenBank genome assembly.
CUCCUCGAGAUCUUUAUUUGGCUGAUGAAGUUGAUAAAUGCAAUUGCCAGUCAAGAAGUGAAUUAUGCCCUCGUGGACUUCCCGGCGCACCCGGGGCAAGAGGAGAACAGGGAGGUUUGAGGAACCUUCAUUUCUAACUUCAUAUAAUUUAAUAGAGCCUGGAGAAGCAGGCGUGCCCGGAUUACCAGGAGCUGCUGGUGUUAAUUCACUUUUGGAUGGAAGGGAGGCUGGUUGUAUUCGCUGCCCGACUGGUCCGCCGGGCCCAGUCGGCCCGCCAGGUCCUGCUGGAAAGGCCGGCGUCCCUGGACAGCCAGGCGUUGAUGGACAUCCUGGAAGAGACGGCCAUCCUGGUAUUCAAGGACCUCAUGGUGAUUUAGGCCCUAUUGGGGAGAGAGGAAAGGAAGGUGAGCCGGGACAGCCCGGCAGAGACGGAUUUACUUCAAAGGGAGAGCCAGGCCCGAAAGGAGAAAUUGGGAAAGCUGGUCUGCCCGGAAGACCAGGAGAAAAAGGGCAAAAUGGUCUUCCUGGUUUGGCAGGACCACCCGGGCCUGCUGGCAAUGCUGGGUUACCUGGAACACCUGGAGUGCCCGGAUUGCCUGGAGAGAGAGGGGCAAAUGGAAUACAUGGAGAAGAUGCAAAGUAUUGUUCUUGUCCGACAACCGGAUAAAUAGAAAUAAACAAAUUUUUGUACU